CUCAUCACGGAUGCGGAAGUGUAAACCGCGAUGUUUUGAAAGCAGCCAAAGUUUGAAUCUUAAUUAGAGUAAUAUGGACUGUUUGCGUUAUUGUGCUGGUUUUAGACAGCUGUUACUAGUUUUAGCAGGAGUAACUUUGUAAGAAGUGAGUAUAGUAAACGAGCUAGCUAGAAGGCUAGUGGUGGAAAGUAUUAGCCAGCGUUUUGGAAACUUUGCACUGGACGCCAGCAUGCGGCUGAGUUUUCAGGCGCCGGACGCGUUUUCAGGGGAUGAAGAUGAUAAUAAUGAGACUAAUGGAGCUCCACAUGAAGCCACACUGAACAGGACGCCAGGUGAAAGCAGGGUGAGCCGCGUUAAGGCUCGGUAUCACCGCUUCAGGGCUCCGGUGCAGAGGUACUGGAGGAGCCAGUGGCCAGUCCGUAUCUGCUCCAUGCUCUGCUGUCUGCUCGUCGUUUCAUUCAUCGCUGUUCUCUCCUCCUUCCUGUAUGUCAUCCUGAAAGAUCUUCGGGCGGAGAAGGUUACCUCUGAAGAUGGAACAGAAGUAAGACUUCUAGGCUUUUGGAGUAUGUUGGUUCUCUCAUCCUUGGCUGGAGUGUUGUGUUGCAGUUUUUCCUGGACUCUAACCUACUUUGACUCGUUUGAGCCUGGGAUGUUCCCCCCCACACCACUUUCUCCAGCCAAAUUCAGGCAAAUGACUGGCCACUCCUUUCAUAUGGGCUACAGCAUGGCUAUACUCAAUGGCAUUGUGGCUGGACUCACUGUCUUCUGGUGUCUUAUUUAAGACAUAGACACUCAUGUACCCUGCCAUUGCCUACGACACUAUCCUCACCUCAUCAUCAUGAUCAACAGACACAUAUGGGUAAUUUAAAAAAGCAUAUAAUGCAAAUUAUGGCCAUUGUUAUGUUGUUUCAGCUUUCUUUUUUUGUUAUUCAGAUAAAGUGUUAUUCAUAUAAAGUAUAAUUCUAUUACUUAUUUAAAAGCACAUCAUACCUGCAACAGAUUUCCAUUCUAAACAGCAAAUUAGAAAUUCCACUUGCUAAAACUGUGUUCUUAAGGAUCUGGACCCAGAUCUCUGAAAGCUCCUAUUAUUUAUUGGAAUACAAAUCUAGCUUUACAUGCCAAAAGAACUUUAAUGAAAAUAGGAUCAUUACAUACACCAUGCUAAUAGCAUACAAAACCUGCUUACUUACUACACAUUUGGAAGAACUGGAAAGUUUCUCUGGAGCAUUUAUGAAAAACAUUCUAUGCACUAAUAGCUUUUGUCUAAACGGAUCAGGAAGAUAAGUUUGUUCUGGAUGAAACCAUGUUAGUGCAAAUGAUGCCUUCUUUAUCAUUUAAUUGUGUUUGUUUUUUUUUUGAAAAGAGCUCUGUGUUGUAACUGCAGCAGUAAUGUUUCAUCAUCAUGACUGUAAUACAUUAAAGUCGACUUUCUUUUUUUUUUUUUUUUUUUUUAAACACAGCUACAACUUUACUGCUUUAGGAUUAAUGAAAUGUACAUUUUAUGUGAUCAGUGAAAUGCAGACAGCAGGUCUCUUUUGUGUUUUAUUAAAGCAAACAGUCUUGUAAUGAAAUAAAUAGUUAAUAAUAUGGCCUUUGAGAGAGAUGGAGAUUUAACAUAUUUUGCAAUGAUUCGAUUUCAGCAGGAGCUUUCUGUUUGAAACUAAAUUAGCUAAUGCACUGCUUCAGUUGAUACUGAGACUUAGUAAUGUUUAGUUAGAACAUUUUUUACCUACUGUUUGUGUUUUGGUUUGAAUUAUUGCAUCUGCCUGGAAAGGAAAUCAUGAACCUUGUGCACUCUUCUGUAUGAAUAUAAAUGAUCUAAACCACAGCCUUGUAAACUGUUGUCUCGUAAAAUAAGGAAUUUACAUGUGGGUUUUAAUCUGGUGUGAUCUGAUUCCAAACACCUCGUGCUCCUCUCUCCCAUGCUGUAAGGCUGAUAAGCUGUUACAGCAAAUGGGCAAAUCUUUGCCAAAGUCAUCAAAGAAAGGACUUCACGUCUGGUCUCGCAUUCACACUUGCAUCAAGAAGGUAUGCAAAUCAUAGCACUGGAGCAGGCGGACCAGCAUCUCAGCCAUAAACAUACUAAAUGUUUCACAUAUGGGUGAUCAUUCCUGCUUAAGAUAUUUAUAUUGUAAAGGUCUUAGAUGCUCCUAGACAACUAGUAACCAUAAGAGACUUAGUUCUGUACAGUUAGGGGACAUCUUAUGGCCUUUCAGUAGAACACUUUUUUAUCAUAUCCUGUGAUGAUGUAUGUCAUAUAUAUUUGUCUUAAAUAUCCUGUCCUAAUUUGUUAGAUUUAUAGUUGUAGAACAGCCUCACAUUCUCACCUUCAACAGUUCCUCAAAUUCUCACAGCCUAAACUAUAUCCUCUUCUGUGAUGUAUUAUUAUUUGUCUUAUUUUAUUCUUGGUGUUAUGCUUGUGGACCACUCAGGGAUAUAAAAGAAAUUACUGAUGUAGUCCUCUGGUUGCGUCAUCCAGCAUUCUCUUUUAAUUCAUGUAUAAAAGAACGAAGGUCAAUAAACAUGUAUGCCCAA
Pangasianodon hypophthalmus (striped catfish) is the source of this 2535-nucleotide messenger RNA. It is a transcript of the gene arl6ip6, whose product is annotated as ADP-ribosylation factor-like 6 interacting protein 6. Bases 230 to 781 code for a protein of 183 amino acids. The record is from RefSeq and is a predicted model, not a curated record. Lineage: Eukaryota; Metazoa; Chordata; Actinopteri; Siluriformes; Pangasiidae. The transcript has 4 exons.